Fusarium sp. VM40 is the source of this 699-nucleotide messenger RNA. Lineage: Eukaryota; Fungi; Ascomycota; Sordariomycetes; Hypocreales; Nectriaceae. The record is from the annotation of a GenBank genome assembly.
AUGAUCGCUUUCAUGCCCCUUCUGAGCUUCUUCGUGGCUCUGGUCUCGGCCCUCCCAGCUGCCCCGGCGGCUACCCCCAACGCCACUUGUGCCAAGGGAGCUCACAUCAUUGUGGCUCGCGGUAGUCUUGAGCCUCAGGGCCCCGGUGCCAUGGGUGCCCUCGCUGAGGAAAUCCUGAAGCUUGUUCCUGGUUCUGAUAUGGAAGCUCUCGUGUACCCUGCCCUCUACUAUGAGUAUCUCGAGUCCCAGCCUACGGGCGUUCGUGUCAUGACUUCAGUUGUCCGCAACUACGUCAAGAACUGCCCCGACACCCAGCUUAUCCUCAUGGGUUACUCUCAGGGUGCGCACGUUAUUGCCGACUCCAUCUGCGGUGCGAGCUCAACUGGAUUCCCGGCCACUCUACCCCAGCCUGCAUACAUCACUUACAAUAUCGCCUCUGUCAUCCUCAUGGGUGACCCCAGUCUCACUGAAGGCCAGUCCUUCCAUGUAGGAACCAGCAAGGGCAGCGGAAUAUUCCCCCGCAACCUUCCAGCUGGCUGCGACAGCAUCGCCUCCAAGGCUGUUUCCUUCUGCGAUGCCAACGACCCCUUUUGCGAAGCUGGUGGCAAGGAUCUGUCCGUCCACUUGGCCUACAUCAAGGUCUGGGGCGAGUAUGCUGUCAGCCAUGUUGUCAAGGCUGUCAAUAAGGGUCGUGAUUAG